Messenger RNA from Benincasa hispida (wax gourd), 3073 nucleotides. RefSeq lists its product as uncharacterized. Gene Ontology annotation, molecular function: uroporphyrinogen-III synthase activity. The record is from RefSeq and is a predicted model, not a curated record. NCBI's taxonomy places the organism in Eukaryota, Viridiplantae, Streptophyta, Magnoliopsida, Cucurbitales, Cucurbitaceae. Gene Ontology annotation, biological process: tetrapyrrole biosynthetic process.
AAGGAUUAAAAAAAAAAGUGGAGGGUGGAAGGGAUAAAAAAGAAGUGGAGCGUCAACUCCAAAACCACAAAUGAGCACCGGCGCCGCGCAUCCCAACCGCCCAAUUCACCUCAAUCCACUCAGUUUAUCUCCUUCUGCGGCCAUUCCCACUCACUCCACUCGGCGUACGGUGGCGUUCACGACGCCUCAGAACUACGCCGACAGCCUCUCCCACCUCCUCUCCCUCAAAAGCUUCGAACCCCUCUGGUGCCCCACUCUCACCGUCCACCCCACUCCCCUUGCCAUCAAAUCUCAUCUCCUUCCCCCAAUUCUCCAUUCCUUCUCCGCCGUCGCCUUCACUUCCCGCUCCGGCAUUACAGCCCUCCUCGACGCCGCUACUGAAAUCGGCGAACCCUUGCUACCGUCGCGCGGCGACACUUUCUUAAUCGCAGCACUAGGUAAGGACUCUGAGCUUCUUGACCAUGGAUUUCUUUCUAGAUUUUGCCCUAACACGAGUCGGAUUAGAGUUGUGGUACCUGAAAUUGCAACUCCGACUGGUUUAGUGGAGGCUCUUGGGAUUGGAAACCAACGUAGGGUUCUAUGUCCGGUUCCUCGCGUCGUGGGACUGAACGAACCUCCGGUGGUUCCGAACUUCCUCCGCGACCUUGAGACCAAGGGUUGGGUUCCGGUUCGUGUCGCUGCCUACGAAACCCGAUGGGCCGGACCCGAUUGCGCGAGGAAGCUGGUGGAGAGAGGGAAGGAUGAGAAAUUGGAUGCCAUUGUGUUUACAAGUACUGGGGAAGUGGAGGGGCUGCUUAAAAGCUUGGGGCAUUUGGGAUUGAAGUGGGAGGUGAUGAGAAAGAGAUGGCCGGAAAUGGUGGUGGCUGCGAACGGGCCGGUUACGGCGGCGGGAGCUGAGAGGCUCGGCAUUAAGGUUGACUUGGUUAGUUCUAAAUUUGAUAGCUUCAAUGGUGUGGUUGAUGCUCUUCAUUGGAGAUGGCAGAGCUUAGAACAAAACCCUCUGAUGUUAAUGCAGACAAAGGUUAAAGAGGGUCUUGUCAUGACCGACGUUGACAAACGACCUAUAUUCAAUCUAGGUGCCAAUGAUGAUAGUGCUGAAAGUGGUAGUAGGUCGAGUAGUGGAGGUAGUUCUGAAAGUAACAGUGAUGAUCAUCGUGGAGGUAAUAAUGAUGAACACGAGCAUUCUGAGCACGAGGAUGUUGAAUGUGGAAAGGUGGAGGAAGGGACAUACACACCUAGUGAUGAUAUGUUUCAUGAUGUGGUGGGCAACGUACGCAAUGAGGAUGGGUUGAACCAACUUGAUGUCCAUCUUGCGGAUUCUUAUAGAGAGCGAUCUAUGGAUGAAGAGUACCUUGAGUGUGUUGGUCACAGGAAGGGAGCCAACCCCAACGAUUCUAUUUAUUCGUACUUGCGGAGUAUUAACAGCUCACUAUCGAGGUUGGAUGGUCGUAUAUCGAGAUUAGAUAGUCGUGUAUUCAAGAUCGAGGAAAACAUGAAAAGACAAUUGUCGGCCAUCCUGUCACUGUUGCAGUUUACGUGCAAGGGUUCUACGAUGAUUGAGGAGACGACAAGGUCACCUAUCCCACAUACAGGUGACGAUGCCACGAUGUUGCUCGUCCCAUCUCGGGAUCUUGAUACCACUGAUGCGACUGCCUCUUAUACUCCCAUCCUCUCUAUAGAGCCUCAAAAUACCACCAUUACACCUACUCCCAUCCCCCUCGAGAGCCUAAUACCACAACAUCACCCACAAACGCCCAACCUAUAGAGGCCGAUGUCCCACAUACACAGUCUGACGUGCCUACUUCACCUACUGACAUCCCACAUCCAGAGGCCAUAACGUUUGACUUACUCACCAUGCCACAUACAAAGGCCGACAUGUCUGACAUCCCAGAGGUUGACACUUCUAAUAUUGUUACGAUCACGGAAGGAGUUACAUUGGAAUCUCGAAGAAUUACUCGUAAGAGGAAAGGUGUUGAUAAAUAUACACCUCCAGCUCAACUAAAGAAGAAAAAUGUGGAUUCUAGGGUACACCUUCCAUUUGAAAAGGUUAAGUAUCCUCUCCCGGGUGUGCCUACGUCACUACUCAGAGCGAUUGUUGGGUAUAACGUAGCACAUGACAUUCCACUUAAUAUCUUUACAAAAAUGAUGCGCUAGAUCACAUAUGAGAAUACCGAUAACGAGGUUUGAACCAAUUCAUUUAAGCCACAUUGAAGCAAUUUUUCAAGGAAUUGAUUGAACUGAGUUCGUGGGUUGAGUGUGAUACCAUAAAUACUUUAUUUCAUUUUAUGAAAGAAAAGUUUUAUACCCGACCUAACAUGUGCAUGUACAAGUUCACCAUCUUGCCAAUUGGAGUAACGGUAAAUUUUGAUAUAUUUUGUUGUGUAGAGUUGUUUUACUAUGAUAUAUUUCGUUACUUAACUUCUCAUUUUAUUUUAUUGAGUCACCUUAAUGCUCGUAGCGGGGUAUUUAAAUGAAUAAAGAAUAAGCCGAGAAUGGAGGUUGCCCUAAUAUGGGAGGAUGAAGACACGUACAAGGACUACGUCACCGAUAAAUUCAAGGUCAAAUGGGCAGAUGUGGAUUUCGUGUAUAUGACAAUGAACAUCAGUGAGCAUUGAAUGGUCCUUGCAAUGGACAUUAAUAAAGGUCAUAUAUUCGUAUUUGAUUCACUUCUGUCAUACACAUCAAUGACGAAGCUAGAGACUUGGCUGGAGUCAUUGACUGUCACAAUACCAUCCCUACUUCACUACUAUGACGUGGAUCAUUCAAAGUCGGACCUAUCCACAUCCCGUUGGAAAAUAACCCGACCUAUGAACGCCAACAUACAGUACGGGUUGCUUGAUUGUGGCAUCUUUGUAGUAAAAUUAGUAGAAUAUUUUGUGACUGGUGUUGAUCCUUACAUAACCACUCAGGAGAAAAUGAGUGAAUAUAGGAUGCAGUUAGCAUGUCAAUUGUGGGCGAACACUCCGUAUUUUUUAUGUAUGUAAAACAUGUAUUUUUUUAUGUAUGUAAAACAUGUAUAAAACAAUUUUAUUAAAGUUUAAUGUUCAAAAUUCAAUUAUACAUUUUAUCAAAA